GUUUUAAAAUAAAAGUGCCACAUUUCAAUAUAUAUUAUUUAUUUAAAAAAUUAUUCAUGUAAAAAAUGAGUGAAACAGAUGCUUCAAAAAAAACAAGCAUAAAAAAUCCACUUUUUCACAAUUCAAACUUCUUUGUUGAUGAUAUUACACACAAUGCACUGAUUUUGACUCCAGCACCUCCUUUUAAGAAAGAGGAAGAGCAAACGUCUGCUUAUUUUAGUAUAGACAACCAAAAAUCAUUACCAACGAAUAUAGACAACUUUAGCGAAAUAAAUUUACACAGUCCUAAAAAGUUUUUGGAAAUUUCAACAACAUCAUUUGAUCAAAACGAAAAUAGCGAUCCUCAAUCCUUUACAUCGGGUCUAUCUGCUUCGUUCGCACAAAUUCCUAAUGUAGCAUCAAAUGUUUUUUCCAGCUUUUCACGUGUAAUAAGAGGAAACUCGACACUAGCAACACAAACGUGCGAAGACCUAAAAUUAGAAAAAUCUUCUGAAACACAACAUAUUUGCAAUUUAGAUAGUGAUAGUAACCAACAUGACAUUACUAUACCAACACUGUAUUCACCAGAUGAAUUAAACAUUUUAAAAUAUCCGAAUCAACAAAACAAAGCUAAAGAAAAAUCUAAAAAGAAAUGUUAUGCUAAAUAUCCAGGAUUGUCUUCUAACUUACCUUUGGUGCCCAUAAUUCCCAAUAAUGAACAAAGCUCAAAAGAGUUGAAAUCAAUUGAUAACCCUUUUGUUUCUAGUCAUGAUUAUUUAGACAACAGUGAAGACUCAUCCAAAAGUGCGUUGCGAACAUUUCAAUUCAAUGGAGAAGAAGAAAAUGCUACAAAUAAAGGCUAUGAUGUGAAUCAAAUAUUGAAUAUUGGAGGUAGCAAAAGUCUAUCAAAAAAUUCAGUUCCAGAACAUUCAUCAAAUAAAAACGCUACAAUAGACAUUUCAUCAGGUAUCUUAAAUUCAGACCUGUGGAAAACACAUUCUGUAUCAACCGUAUCUUCAAAUAUUGAACAUUAUUCAAAAGGAAUAGAUAAUCUUCACGGACAGGGAAGUUUAAUUAAUAAAGUGCCUCUUGAAAAAGAAUUUUCAAAUAUCAAUAGAGGUGAUUGCAUAAAAGAACUAUUUAAUGCGACUCAUAAAAUUGUAAAUAAUAAUAAUUGUAUUGAAACAAAUCAGCAACACGAUCAAAACGAAAUUUCAAACGAACAAAAGAAUAUAACGGAUUUUGAUUAUAGCGGAUUUGAAGAAAUGGACGAAAUAAAUAAUGACAAUGGACUGACAACUGACGUGAAGUAUCGACCUGUAUAUUAUCAUUGGUUCUAUGAAAUUGUAGAAGAUUUAGCAAAAACACAAUGGACACCAUUUUCAAUGAAAGAUUCAAUGGCCCUAGAAGAAGCUAUGGCGAAAUCUAGAGCCAGUAACUUUUUAGUUCCAACUGAUGGUGGUCGUUAUGAUGUUUCACUUUCUGAAAGAAAACGUAUUCCGAUCUAUUGGAAUGGAUUACCUAAUGCUGUUCGUCGCUGUUCAUGGUUUUAUAAAGCUCUCGAUUCUCAUUUUGUUCCAUACGAAGAAAGUACAGCUGAAAAAUUAGAAGAACAAUAUUGUGAAGCUUUCAGAACUGGGAAAUGGCAAAAAAAAAUACUUCUGGAAAAUGGAGAAACUAUAGUUUUUCAUGGACCAUCAGUAAUUGUUCAUUUUCUUCAUUCACAAACUGCAGAUUCUUGGACUGGUACGCAAGCUACAAAUCGUCCACGUGUAGUAAAACGUGGUAUUGAUCAUUUUAACAUUGAAGAUGGCGAGAGCGACCAAAUUGAUCAUUUGGUUUUUAUGAUUCAUGGCAUAGGCAAAGCAUGUGACUUGAAGUUUCGUACCAUUGAGGAAGCCGUAAAUGAGUUUCGAAAUAUUUCGAAUCAAUUAGUCCAGGCUCACUAUAGAAAUUCAUGUGAUUUAGGAAUUGUAAAUCGAGUAGAAGUGCUACCGGUUUCGUGGCACGUAGAGUUACAUUCAGAAGAAUUUGGAAUAGAUGAAAAACUCAAAUUAAUUACGUUGCAGUCCAUACCAAAAUUAAGAGGUUUCGCAAAUGAGACACUGUUGGACAUUUUAUUUUAUUCCAGUCCAAAGUUUUGUCAAACCAUUAUUUCAAUUGUGGGAAAUCAACUGAAUAAUCUUAUACAUGUUUUCAAAGAGAGAAACCCGAAUUUCAAAGGGGGAAUAUCACUUGGAGGUCACAGUUUAGGCUCAUUAAUACUUUUCGAUCUCUUAAGUCACCAAACUGAUGAUUGUAAUGGAACAGAACCUCAAUCCUUAGAGCAACAAAAUUCUGUCAACACUAUCGGCGGGGGGACGGGACAACCUUUUAUUAAUUAUCCUCAAUUGGCGUUUAAAAUAAAGAAUUUUUUUGCUUUAGGCUCGCCAAUAUCCAUGUUUGUAACAGUUCGUGGAAUCAGUGAGUUAGGACAAAAUUAUCGAUUACCUACAUGUGAAGGGUUUUUUAAUAUAUUUCAUCCAUAUGAUCCUGUUGCCUAUAGAUUUGAGCCUCUUAUAUAUCCAGAGAUGAGUAAAGUUAAUCCCGUUCUCAUACCACAUCAUAAAGGGCGAAAACGAAUGCACUUGGAAUUGAAAGAAACAAUGCACAGAGUUGGCACGGAUCUCAAACAACGAAUUGUUUGUACUUUUCAGAACACCAUGCAAGCUGUAUACUCUCUGACGACAAAUAAACAAAUAAUAGAUCAAGCAGCAAUCGAGGAUGAAGUAAAUAAAGCAUUAGAAAAUCAGUUGAAUCAAAGUAUAAUAGAUAGAUCAGAAUGCGUAAGUGAGACAAGUGAAACUGAUCAACGGGAGACAGAACUACAAUUAGGACAAAUGAAUAAAUCACGUAGAAUCGACUAUAUGCUACAAGAAUCAGUUUUAGAGUAUUGCAAUGAAUAUUUAUUUGCUCUUACCAGUCACGUAUGCUAUUGGGAAUCAGAGGACACAAUUUUGUUUAUGAUGAAAGAAAUUUAUUCUUCAAUGGGUGUUUCAACUGAUAGCCAAAUUCCUCAACACACUUUAAAAAUAGAAAGAUUAACUGGUGAUCAAAAUAGUUCAAUUAAAUGAAUUUUAUUAUACAUGUAAAGGAAUAAUGUUUAUAAUAAAGUAAUCAU
Culicoides brevitarsis is the source of this 3139-nucleotide messenger RNA. RefSeq names its product SEC23-interacting protein (gene PAPLA1). The transcript has 13 exons. Gene Ontology annotation, cellular component: COPII-coated ER to Golgi transport vesicle; cytoplasm. Gene Ontology annotation, molecular function: glycerophospholipase activity; metal ion binding. The coding region runs from base 66 to 3092 and encodes 1008 amino acids. Lineage: Eukaryota; Metazoa; Arthropoda; Insecta; Diptera; Ceratopogonidae. The record is from RefSeq and is a predicted model, not a curated record.